Messenger RNA from Truncatella angustata, 2958 nucleotides. RefSeq names its product family 31 glycosyl hydrolase. NCBI's taxonomy places the organism in Eukaryota, Fungi, Ascomycota, Sordariomycetes, Amphisphaeriales, Sporocadaceae. Bases 1 to 2958 code for a protein of 985 amino acids. Gene Ontology annotation, biological process: carbohydrate metabolic process. The transcript is spliced from 5 exons. Gene Ontology annotation, molecular function: hydrolase activity, hydrolyzing O-glycosyl compounds; carbohydrate binding. The record is from RefSeq and is a predicted model, not a curated record.
AUGGCCCGCACAAUAUAUGCCUUCCUGGCGGCACAUGUGCUUGGAUAUUUUGUACUUGUUCAAUCACAGACCGCGACCACUACAUCUGCGGGCUCCGUGUUCACUGUACCUAGCGACGCAGACGUGGGCCAAUCUCUCAUCCCCAAUAUCAUUGAUCCCGAAGCAGUCGACCCGCAAUCAGUAUGCCCAGGUUACACUGCUUCGAACGUUGUUGAAACUGCCAAUGGAAUCACCGCAGACCUUUCACUCGCUGGAGCUGCGUGCAAUGUAUACGGAAAUGAUAUUGCAGAUCUCACCUUGACUGUUGAGUAUCAAGCUGUUGACCGAUUGCACGUUGAGAUCCAGCCCAAGUACAUUGGUCAAGAGAACCAGACUUGGUUCAUCCUACCUGAGGAGAUCCUCCAGAAGCCUGGCGUGGACACCGAGGGCUGUGCGUCUGAAAGUGAUCUGGAUUUCACAUGGAGCAAUGACCCGACUUUCUCAUUCAAGGUGACCCGCAACAGCACGGGGGACGUUCUAUUCAGCACGGAGGGGACGAAGUUAGUGUACGAAGACCAGUUCAUUGAGUUCAAGACUGCCCUGCCAGAGAACUACAAUCUCUAUGGAUUGGGCGAGGUGAUUCAUGGUCUGAGACUUGGAAAUAAUCUUACGAGGACUCUUUUUGCCGCAGAUGUGGGUGACAAUAUCGAUGCAAACAUCUAUGGACAUCACCCUGUCUACUACGACACACGCUAUUUCGAAGUCGAUGAUGCCGGAAAGUUGACUUACGCUGUCAAUGCAACGGACACUUCCAAGGCCUACAAGUCUUACACUCAUGGUGUCUUCCAGAGAAAUGCUCACAGUCAAGAAGUCCUCCUCCGUGAACCGGGUGUCACUUGGAGGGCUCUGGGUGGUGAAAUCGAUCUAUAUUUCUUCGAGGGUGCUACGCAAGAUGCCGUCUCAAAGUCGUAUCAGAAGAGCAUUAUCGGCCUGCCUGCUUUUCAGCAAUGGUGGACAUUCGGGUAUCAUCAAUGCCGUUGGGGAUAUAACAACUGGACAGAGCUUCAGGGCGUUGUGGACGACUUCGCAAAGUUCGAAAUUCCUCUCGAAACAAUUUGGAACGACAUUGACUAUAUGAACCAGUAUCGAGACUUUGAUAAUGACGCAAUUCGCUACCCUUAUGACGAGGGUGCUGAGUUUUUGUCGAAACUUCAUGCCAACGGCCAGCAUUACGUCCCAAUUGUCGAUUCUGCCAUUUACGCCCCCAACCCCGAGACUGAGCAGGGGCAGUAUCCAAUUUAUGACAGAGGUGUUGAUCAAGAUGCUUUCCUUCUCAACCCUGACGGUUCUCUUUACAUUGGAGCUGUCUGGCCCGGCUAUACUGUCUUCCCGGACUGGGUCGGAGCCAUCUUCAACGACACGGGCGCGAACCGGUGGUGGACUUCUGAAUUCACCACGUGGUACGACAAGGUCAAGUUCGAUGGUAUCUGGAUUGAUAUGUCCGAGGUCUCCAGCUUCUGUGUGGGAAGCUGCGGCAGCGGCAAUUUGACGCUUAAUCCAGUGCAUCCUCCGUUUCAGUUGCCAGGUGAGCCGGGAAAUAAAAUUACAGCAUAUCCCGAAGGCUUCAAUGUUACCAAUAGUACUGAAGCCUCUGCAAUCUCAACGACAACAGCUGCGGCAGCCACAACCAUAACAACUUCCUCUACUACCACGACCUCGUAUCUACGUACAACACCCACCCCUGGAUCCCGAAACAUCAACUACCCCCCCUACACCAUCAAUAACUUCCAGGGAGUUGAUCUCGCUGUCCACGCGGUAAGCCCCAACGCAACCCACCAUGGCGGCACUCUGGAAUACGAUUUCCACAACGUCUUUGGCCACCAAAUCCUGAACGCUACCUACCAUGCUCUCCUAGAUGUAUUCCCUGAUAAGCGACCUUUCAUUAUCGGACGUUCCCAAUUUGCUGGGUCGGGCAAGUGGGCAGGUCACUGGGGCGGCGACAACUAUUCUCUUUGGGCAUUCAUGUUUUUCUCUAUUCCCCAGGCAUUAUCUAAUUCGCUGUUUGGCUUCCCCAUGUUCGGCCCAGACACUUGUGGUUUCAACGGCAAUACGGAUAUGGAGCUUUGCGCCCGCUGGAUGCAACUAUCGGCCUUCUUCCCCUUCUACCGGAACCACAACGUGCUCUCUGCGAUACCUCAAGAACCUUACCGCUGGGAAGCUGUUGCCGACGCCUCUAAAGUCGCCAUGAAGAUCCGGUACGCUCUGCUGCCGUAUCUUUAUACCACGUUCUAUCUCAGCCACUCAACCGGUUCCACAACCAUGCGCGCUCUUGCUUGGGACUUCCCAGAUGAGCCCUGGCUGGCUGAUGCAGACCGCCAGUUCCUUCUUGGCGAUGCAAUCCUCGUCACACCGGUUUUGGAGCAAGGUGCUUCUACCGUUGACGGCGUGUUCCCCGGUGUUGGUUCCGGCACCGUUUGGUACGACUGGUACAACCAGACUGCCAUCACCGGUGUUACCGCCGGCCAAAACGUUACUAUCGACGCUCCGCUAGGACACAUCCCCGUCUACGUCAAGGGCGGCAAAGUUGUACCGCUCCAGGAGCCAGGGUUGACUACCGCGGCUGUGAGGAACAGCUCAUACAGUCUGCUCGUCGCUCUCGACGGCCAAGGCAAGGCCAGUGGUGGUCUGUAUAUUGACGACGGGGAGAGCCUGAAGUCGCAUAGCACUUGGAUCGACUUCAAGGCCGAUUCCACGAGUCUCAUAGCCACUCCAAAGGGUGAUUUCACCGAGACUAACACUCUUGCCAAUGUCACGGUCCUUGGCGUUCAGAGCAGCCCAUCGGUGGUGCAACUCAAUGGCCAGGAUGUUGGGUCACUAUUUGCUUUCGAUACCGAAGCUCGGAAGCUCAGCGUCACAGGUCUGGAUGGAUUGACUCAAGACGGUGCUUGGGGCCAGGACUGGACUUUGACUUGGACGUAG